Molecule: messenger RNA, 2605 nt
Organism: Helicoverpa armigera (cotton bollworm)
Lineage: Eukaryota; Metazoa; Arthropoda; Insecta; Lepidoptera; Noctuidae
Product: stAR-related lipid transfer protein 7, mitochondrial
Exons: 9
Coding region: 68-1756 (562 amino acids)
Molecular function (GO): lipid binding
Source: RefSeq, a predicted model, not a curated record
AAUUCAAUGUCAUUAUUGUCAUUAAGGAGAAAGAAGUGAGGUUAUAAAUUUCGCAAUCGCUCCCGAGAUGUUAUGUAGCAAAUUUAAACAAAUUGUAUUGCCCCAAUCAGCUUUAAACAACAACGUACAGUUUCGCUACUUAAUAACGUCCCGAUAUAUAUUUAAGAGAUGUAUAUGGUACGAAAGCUUUUUGGGUAAUGCAUCUAAAAAGGAUAUUGGGAGGAUGUCUGCUUUUAGGUUUAUAUUAAGAGAUUUUCGAGUGUGGAGUGCUUGGACACGGGUUAACUUAGUGAGUACGGUGGUGAAGAGAUGCAGAAGGGAUCGCAGUGUCAGGGAAGUGAUAAAUUGCUUCAAGCAGACAUUCUUGCGUCCAAAACGAACGCUCCUUUUGUCCGCUACUGCGGCAUAUAAGGCUCGAGAUGGAGACGAAGACGAAGAAGCCCCAGUUAGCUGUGACAAAAAUAUUACCGAUGAAGAACUACAGGCUUUACUAUCAGAACUGGAAGGAGUGGAGACAUUAUCGAGGAACACGUUAUUUUGUACCGGUUGCGGCAAGAGACUGGUGAUCGAGAAGAAGCAGCCAGGAAUACCGUAUUGCUCGUGUAAAGUAGCAGAACUGCCAUCGGAGCCGUCGGACGGAUGGGUGCCCUACAUGGAGGCUGAGGAUGUCAUCAUAUGGCGGAAGGAGUACAAACCUGGGCUGGGCCUCUAUGCGUACAAAGUAUACGGGAGGUAUCCAGACGUGAGGGCAUCAGACUUUGCGGCCGUCCAAGUAGACGGGGCUUAUAGAACUGUAUGGGACGCCGCCGUGGCCGCUCUAGCGGUCGUAGAAAGACGCGCUAAUGGUCUGCCCGACCAGGCGGUGUUGCAUUGGGAAGUACUGUGGCCGAGGCUAUUCGCAAACAGAGACUACGUAUACAUAAGACGGCACAAAGAAUUUGAUGUAGCGACCAAAAGUCUACCUCACAAAGAUGGUCUCUUUCGCGCCACCGUCUGCGAAGCCCGAACCGACCCGAUCUAUGCCGAACGGCCGAGUGUCCAUUCUAAAGCUAAGAGAAAAGCUAUGGAGGCCUACGAAAGGGACCGAGAAGGUUCUACAUCAGAUAAUAAGGUCUAUGUCAUCAUGUCGAGGUCCUGUGAGCAUCCGAAGGUCCCGGAGACGAAACAUGCUAUUAGGGUCUCGGAGUACUGGAGUCAUAUGGUCGUGAAGACUCUUAAUGGACAUGAUAAGCUGGGCAUGGAAUUCGUCCUGACGUACUACGACGAGCCGGCGGUCGGGGGCAUGCCUAGCACUGUGGCCGCGUGGGCGACGGGCCGCGCCGCCCCCGCGUACUUACAGCGCAUGCGCAGAGCCGCCUGCGACUACCGCGCCUGGCGGUUAGCGAGGCAUCAACAGCAGGAUCUACCAGAAUUCGUGCCAUUCGCAAGCGAUGCGGAGAAGCCUUGCGAAGAGAGUACGGUAGUCGUUAGCGAACAAGAUAUGGAGUCAUCACAAACGGGUCCUGAUAUGGAACGCGAGAACACUCGCGACCAGGCUACCCAGACCGAGGUCAUCGCGACCUUGCCGCAUCCAGAGGUCAAGGUCACCCAGCUGUCUGCCAAGGUCACUGAGGAGAAAGCCGUGGAGGCUGAGAUUAAAAACAAGAAUGAAACACACUCGGUAACUACAGACACAGACAGCAUCAAAGGUGAUGAAGAGGAACCCAAAAAUGGUGGGUGGUGGCGAUAUUUGUAUCCGUUCUACUAUUUUGUCUGAAUAUCUAGGUAACGCAAGACGUUUUUAAAGCGAACAAAUGAAUUUGCCGCUGUGAAGUUGGCUACAAGUGACUUCAUAGUAGUACAAACCUAAGGCCGGCCUCACUUGUGAACUAAACUCACGUAAGUAGCUUAUGGUAACUUACGAUUAAUUUACAAAUUUAAACUCCUUCGUAAGUCGCUUUCAGUAUUUGCUUACAACUUACGGAAGGAACUUACGUUAUUUUUACGGAAGUAACGGAAGCAACAGCAAGUCAAGUAAAUUUGCAUUUCUGAAGUUCAAAUUCAAAUCACUUUUGGUUCUAGAAAUUAAGGAUUUUCGUGUAUAUACAAUUACUAUGAAAAUCUAUAUACCUACAAUAUAGGGUCAAUUUUUUGUUUGGCCAAUGAAAUUACACAGCGGUCAUUAAAUACUUUACACGUAUCACGUAUAUUAUAUUAAAUGCAUUACAUUUUCAUUUAAAUAUGAAUUUAAAUUAUAAGAAUGAAUUUUGAAAAAACAAAACAAACAAUUAUUUUAGAACAUUUUGAUUUUGCUACAAAUAUUUAAACUCUAGUUAAAUUGAAACUACUUGCGUUACCUACAUUUCUUUACUAUCUGUGGUCGUAUCUGUCAAUCUGUUCUGUUACACUUUUCGUCAAAUAUCUUUGCCGCUCCGAAGUUGGCUACUAGUGACUUCGGGUCAUACAAUGCAUGCGUAUACAUGGCUACCUUCAGAGGGGUAAAGUUAUUUUACUAGAAUUUCUACGCAGAAAUAAUUUUGAGACACAAACUUCUUUAACUUUUAAAUAAUGCUCUUCUUGUGGGCUUAAUAACUCGAUAUCUUGUAUCGAUAAAAUUCACGGAGGA